Gastrolobium bilobum is the source of this 582-nucleotide messenger RNA. RefSeq lists its product as uncharacterized. Lineage: Eukaryota; Viridiplantae; Streptophyta; Magnoliopsida; Fabales; Fabaceae. The transcript is spliced from 4 exons. The coding region runs from base 1 to 582 and encodes 193 amino acids. The record is from RefSeq and is a predicted model, not a curated record.
AUGACUUUUCUUUAUGAUACAGAAGCCCAAAUAAUUGUGGGUGUAUCUGGUACUAAAUUGUUAUUAAUUAAAAGGGACAAUGCACGUAAAGAUCUUGCUCAAGCUUGUUCUGAUUUGACUGUUAAAGCAAUAAUUAGUGAUCUCGAUGAUGAUUACUUUUCGUUGCUAGUUGAUGAAGCUCGUGAUGUUGCAAUUAAAGAACAAAUGGCAGUUUUACAAUUGGCACUUAUGAAGGUUGCAAAACAUUACAAGAAGAUUCAAGAAAUUUUUGACAUGCUUCAAAAGAUGGCUACCGUUGUGGGGGGUUCAUGCAAACAGAAAGAAAUUCUUCAAAUGAAUCAAUAUGAGCAAAUAGUUGAAAGAAUUGCUCGCGGUGAAAUACCAACUGGAAAAGACGAGCCUAAGAAUGAUGCUGCAAGAACUGAUGCAGGUUGUAUUUUGUAUGCUAUGGAGGAUUUUGAGUUUGCAUUCUUGUUGCAUCUUAUGCAACUUAUCUUGGGGAUUUCUUAUGAGUUGUCACAAGCACUACAAAGAAAAGAUCAAGACUUUUUAAAUGCAAUUGAUUUAGUGAAGGUAGUCUAG